Molecule: messenger RNA, 564 nt
Organism: Gadus macrocephalus (Pacific cod)
Lineage: Eukaryota; Metazoa; Chordata; Actinopteri; Gadiformes; Gadidae
Product: homeodomain-interacting protein kinase 1-like
Exons: 4
Coding region: 1-564 (187 amino acids)
Biological process (GO): peptidyl-serine phosphorylation; peptidyl-threonine phosphorylation
Cellular component (GO): nucleus; cytoplasm
Molecular function (GO): protein tyrosine kinase activity; ATP binding; protein serine/threonine kinase activity
Source: RefSeq, a predicted model, not a curated record
AUGGACGAUCUCUCAUUCUCUGUGUUCAAAGGAGACCUGAUAACCACAAAGUCUUCCUCCUACCUGGUGGAAGACUUCCUGGGGGAAGGAACCUUUGGGAAGGUGGCCAGAUGCGUUGAAGUAGCCACCAAUGAAAAGGUGGCUGUUAAAAUCAUCAAGAAUAGCCCGGGACUGUUAGCGUCGGCUAAACAAGAGAUUCGCAUCUUAACGCGCCUCCAAGCUCUGGACCCGGAAAGGUGUGGGAUUGUAAAAUGGAUGGGGGACUUCAAACACGGUCCCUACGUCUGUCUGGUGUUUGAGCUCCUGGACCAGUCUCUCCUAGACUUCACCAGGCAGAGAGCAGGCCGCAGUCUGCCUCUGAUGCAGAUAGAAAAUAUAGUGGAACAGCUGGCCUCAGCCCUUGACCACCUGGGCACCCUUGGGAUCAUUCAUGCCGACCUGAAGCCUGACAACGUCAUGAUGACAGGACAGGACACUCAAGUCAAACUCAUUGAUUUCGGCUGUUCCAUCCAUUUGUCCCAGGCCAAAAUCGGCUACGAUUUCUGUACCAUCUGGUACAGGUGA